AUGCCGGAUGUUGUUUGGCCCUUAUCAUCAAAAAUCUAUAACAGUGCAUCAGCUGUUUUUGCGGACAUGAUCCGUGAUAGUGAUCUCACACAAUUGGUCGACUUUCCAACUCGUUUCAGAGGUACACAGUCUCCUUCCCUCCUGGAUUUGAUUCUCGUUAAUGAUACCGACAUUGUGUCCAACAUCGAACAGCAUCCCCCAUUCGGGAAAUCCGACCAUGUUGUGAUUCGGUCAACUUUACUACUUAAAUUUCCUUCCGCAAAUAAUAUAGCUACCAAGUCAAUCAAGAUCACUGACUACGAAAAACUUGUCAGUUUGGCCGAAGGAGUUGACUGGGUGAGUUUGCUGCAACCUGCUGCUGAUGUGGAGGUGAUGUGGAACUCUUUUGCUGAGACUUUACUGGGUUUGUAUGACCGCUGCACCGUCACGAAGGAUGUUUCUUUCAUUCCAACUAAACCUUGGAUCAAUGCCGAAAUCCUCAGGCAGAUUCGUCAUAAGAGGUCAAUCUGGCGGAGGUAUGUUCGUGGCAGAAAACGAAGGGAUUAUGAAGCUCACCGAGCAUUUUCUAGUUACCUAUCAGCCACAAUAAAAAAUGCCAAGAGGGAGUACGAACUUAAAAUAGCAAGAUCUAAAGACCGCAAGAAAUUUUUUAAAUAUGUCAGAUCAACUUUGAACUCUAAAGUGGAUACUCCAUUGGUCUACGACCAGAACAACAAACUGUGUUCAGGUCCGGAAGAGUCUGCUAACGUUUUAGCUGAUUCCUUUGCGGCAUCUUUCACGCAUGAAACUGGCCAACUACCUAGGAUGAUUAAUCCUCGCUUAUCCGCUGAACUUAGUGAUGUAAUUUUCUCUCCAUCCAUCGUGGAGACCCAUUUGUCUGCUCUCAAAGUUGACUCCUCACCUGGUUCCGAUGGAAUCUCAUCCAGACUUCUGAAAGAGUGUGCCCACUCCAUUUCGCUGCCUCUUUCUCUUAUAUUUGCCCGCUCAUUUGCGACUUCAUCGCUGCCGUCUGACUGGAGAAGUGCACGUGUGACACCUAUUUUCAAGAAGGGAAACAAGCGUUGUGCCGCUAACUACCGUCCUAUCAGCCUGGUACCAAUUGUUGCGAAGGUUUGCGAAAGAGUUAUCCAUGGACAGGUGCUGCGGUUUGCGCUGGGCCAUAACCUUAUCCCCCGAUGCCAACAUGGUUUUCUGCCGGGUCGCUCGGUGAUCACUAAUCUGCUCGACUGUGUUGAUGCCUGGUCGAUGUCCCUCGACAGGGAUGACACCAAAUUAUUUGGUAAUCCCACUAGUGCCGGCAUUAUUCAGGACGAUCUUGACUCUAUCUCGAGGUGGUGCCAGGACUGGCAGCUGCCGCUAAACAGUGAUAAGUGUGUGGUUCUUCACAUGGGUGCUCGGAAUCCGCGAUAUCAAUACUUACUUAAUGGUAUCCCCAUUCCUGUUUCAAGCAGCCAUAGUGAUCUUGGUGUAAUAGUGACGGAUACUUUGAGUUGGUCUGAGCACAUCUCUCAGACUGUAAGCAGGGCCAAAAGAUCCUUGUUUCUGCUGCAGAAGUCAUUUGGCAAGUGUGACCCACGUACAUGUGCGCUGGUUUACCGAACUUAUGUGCGACCCAUCCUCGAGUUCGCUGGUCCUGUGUGGUGUCCGGUUCUGUCUCGCGAUAUGUCCCUGCUCGAAAACCUCCAGCGUCGUGCCACGCGUAUUCCCUACGGAAUCUCGCGCCCUUCUUAUGAUGAAAGACUAUCCAUAAUGAGCCUGCCUAGGUUCGCCGACCGGAGAACUCGUGGUGACCUUUUAACAACUUUCCGUGCUUUGCACGAUCUCUUUGGUGUGAGCUUGCGUCGCUUGUUCACGAUGAAUACGGAUUGCCGUUUGCGGGGUCACUGUUUAAAACUGAGAAGAGAGAACUUCAGGACGGUUCAGAGGCAGCACUUCUUGUCGAAUCGGGUGUUUAGUGUGUGGAACUCGUUGCCUUCAUCUGUGGUUGGGUCGUCAUCUGUGAAUUCAUUCAAGAACAACUACGAUGGUUGGCUUCUUCGUGGAUGA
Messenger RNA from Coccinella septempunctata (seven-spotted ladybird), 2046 nucleotides. RefSeq lists its product as uncharacterized. The record is from RefSeq and is a predicted model, not a curated record. NCBI's taxonomy places the organism in Eukaryota, Metazoa, Arthropoda, Insecta, Coleoptera, Coccinellidae. Bases 1 to 2046 code for a protein of 681 amino acids. The transcript has 2 exons.